Messenger RNA from Orbicella faveolata, 2225 nucleotides. RefSeq names its product 28S rRNA (uridine-N(3))-methyltransferase-like. The record is from RefSeq and is a predicted model, not a curated record. NCBI's taxonomy places the organism in Eukaryota, Metazoa, Cnidaria, Anthozoa, Scleractinia, Merulinidae.
AUGAAUCUCUUGACGAAACACAAACCUGAAAAGAGAAAGAGGGAUUCAUCUCUGGUACGAGAUAAUGGUGUUUUACCCUCAAAGUUGACGAAAACGGAGAACAACAGCUCUACGACAUGUAGAGGUCGCCAAUUUACUGUUAGUCUUGCUCUACCUGGCUCCAUCCUUGACAAUGCGCAAUCGCCAGAACUGAGGACAUACUUAGCAGGGCAGAUUGCUCGAGCUCUAGCUGUUUUCAAUGUAGAUGAAGUUGUUAUCUUUGAUGAGUCUGGAAAGGCCAAGAGUGAGUCUAGCAGUGGACUGAACCGAAAGUCAGACCCUAAUAUCUUGCUGGCAAGAAUACUUCAGUAUCUGGAAUGUCCUCAGUAUCUAAGGAAAAAUUUCUUUCCAAAACACAGUGAUUUACAAUAUGCAGGAUUGUUAAAUCCAUUGGAUACCCCACAUCAUAUGAAAGUGGAUGAUGACAUCCCCUACAGGGAGGGAGUGGUCCUUGAAAGACCUGUCAAGAAAGGGAGUGGUUCGUUUGUGAAUGUUGGAAUGCGGAAAGAGGUGCGAAUUGAUAAAUCCAUCAAGCCAGGUGUGAGAGUCACGGUCAAGAUGGGGGACACAUCAGGCACAAAAUUCUACACUGGAGCAGUUGUUUCUCCUAGCACACCCAGAACAGAAGAAGGACUGUAUUGGGGCUACAGUGUAAGGCUAGCUUCUUCAUUUGGGGCAGUGUUCACACAGAGUCCAUACAAAGAGGGCUAUGACAUCACCAUUGGAACUUCAGAAAGGGGGACCUCGGUAGAUGCUCUAGAACUACCAAACUUUAGACAUUUGCUAGUGGUGUUUGGUGGAUUGAAAGGACUAGAGACUAGUUUAGAGUCUGAUGAGAAUUUACCGGCAAAUGAUCCAUCUCUAGUGUUCGACUAUUACGUGAACACUUGUCCUGGCCAAGGAAGUGGAACAAUAAGAACAGAGGAGGCCAUACUUGUCACGAUGUCCGCCUUGAGACCAAUCAUAGCAAAAGCAACACAAUGCCAGCUACCUUCAGUUGCCUCUUUGUAAAAUGUGGGCCUCUAAAAUGAGGCUGGAAGAAAGCGCAAUUUGUACCCUCGGGGUGGUACCUAAUAUUAAUCAAUAAUGUUCUGGGACGCCACUGGUUGUCUGAUCUAUAUCGACUGAUUUUCAUUGAUCGAUUACUUUUUGUUUCUAAAGUAGACUCCCGAAAGUAACGAAUCUAACGAUCCCCCGAAAGUAACGUCAAAAAUUUGUGGCCGCUAAAGGUAUCGCUUAUGCCACGAAGCGUAGUGAAAUGUCAAUUCGUGCUUCUUCAGUUCAUGCUGGGCCUUGUUAAGACAAAACCCUUGGAGGUCCGGAUAGUAGCAGACAGUUUGCAAUUUUAAGAAACAACACAGAGUCUUCUGUCAUUUUCAGUUUAAAUUACGAAGUACGGAAUUGAGUAUAUAGUGUGCGCAAAAUGCUAAUUGACUAUAAGAACAAAGGAAGCAUGACAACGCGUAAAAUAAUACAAAGAAAGUUUCAAAUUAAAAUGAUUAAGUUGAUGAUUUGAUGUAGGUUUUUCCCAUUGAAAAUGAAUAGCUUCUUUUAUCUUAAGCUGGAAGGUGGUGGAAGUGUGAUCUAGGAUACUGAAACAGUCAUUAGAGCAUGAAGUGCGGCAUUGCUGAGAAUUUUGCAAGUGUUUAAAAUGUGAGAGGUCCUGUCACUGAACAUGUGCUCACGAACGCGCGUGGAAAAAUGCCGGGUGGCAUUACAGCCCGCGCACAAAACCUGGUAUAGUCAUACCUCACCCGCACGGAGCCCAGGAGGGAUAGGAUAUUUCACAACAAACAUGUUACCUAUUUUUAAGGACGAGAAAACUAACUUAAUAUCAAUGCUGUUACAAUAACGUUUAGCAAGGUGGCGACCCUUUUUUGCGUGAUAAUAGAAAAAGGACCAAUGUAACGUAAUUUAAAGUAAAAGGUACGUGUAGUGUCAGAGACGGAAGCCGGGGGACUACAGCCAUGACGUGUAAAUGUGAGGUAACGAUUAAUAUUUUCAACUAGAUGGACUGGAAAAAGAUUCUUUUAAAGGAUAUUGGUAAGUUUCGUGAUGUCCUCGUGAAAACCCAACCAAGGUUUCAUCAAGAAACAGGAACGUAUCAACAGGAACGUUUCUUUAAAUUAAAACUGACAACUCUAUGUCAUUUUCAAAAGGAGUGUAUUAAAAGGAACGUUUUGAAA